Prorocentrum cordatum is the source of this 330-nucleotide messenger RNA. NCBI's taxonomy places the organism in Eukaryota, Dinophyceae, Prorocentrales, Prorocentraceae. The record is from the annotation of a GenBank genome assembly.
AGACUUGUUAGUCGUCGCGGGCCGGGCGCCUCGCGCGGAUUGGGCGGUGGAGGGCAUGGUGCGGCGCUGGGUCCAGGUGGAGAACUUAGGCACGCGCGUGAACUGGCAGUCCCUGAAGCGGAAGGCCCUGGAGGCCCUCGGCAAUGCCACGGAGACCGCGAUCAAGGGCGGGCGCAUGGACCGCGCCUCCAAGACCGCGGUCAUCGAGUUCGCCGACGAGGAGCAGGCGGAGAAGGUCGCGGGGAUCUUUGACGGUUACCACGACAAGGUGACCAGCAAGAGCGAUGGGUCCUCCGACCUGUGGCGCGCGCGGGCGGUCUCGGAGGCCCC